Molecule: messenger RNA, 888 nt
Organism: Drosophila suzukii
Lineage: Eukaryota; Metazoa; Arthropoda; Insecta; Diptera; Drosophilidae
Source: RefSeq, a predicted model, not a curated record
UCCGGUGUCUGCGAUUACGAGGCCUUCUGGUCUUGACUCCGCCAACUGGUUGGGUCUAUUUUUAGGGCCAGUUCCCUCGAGGAGCAGGUGCAGCUGCCUCAGAAGUCGCUGCAUAGAUGAUAUUCUUGGUCAAUGCGAACCAGUUGGUGGAACCCCAUCAUCAUUAUCUUCUGGGUCUUCUGAUGAUACGCCAUCAAGUAUCACUUAACUGGCACAUCAGCUUGAACGCUUCUCGUGGAUCACUUCUGCAAAAUGUCAGAUUUCAAAAAAUAUUUUAACCAUGGCAACAUGGUGGGUCUAGCCUGUGAUGAGGGCUUGGUACUGGCCACCAAUUCGAGGGAUCAUCUACUCUACCACCUGGAUGACAGCAUCUUCUUGUGUGCCCCACGAUCCGCCAACAAUCGCGAUAAAAUCCUACAAGUGUGUGCCCAGGUGGAAUACAUAACCCGAGAUCUAGGACAAACAAUUACGGUGGACCAAGUGCAGGAUAUGCUGAGCUGGAAAUACAAGGACGAGGAUUCCGUGUACACUCUAACAGCUGGUCAGGACGGCAGUGGCCUCCACAUCUACAGCUUGAAGUCGAGUAAGGGAUCGCGUAAAGUGAUGUAUGCAGUCAGGGGCACCGAGGAAGAUGACAUUCUGUCCUAUUUGCUGGAACACUGGAGGCAGGACUUGAAACUCAGUGAGGCUGAGCAGCUAGUUAGGGACUUACUCAAGUUGAACGGGAAUGACUACUUGGACCUGUGCGUCAUCUACAAAGCUGAGGAAAAAGAGUUCUUCGAUGGGCCUCAGAAGCAAGCAAUCGAGGGCUUCGAUGAAAACGGGUCUGACUGAUCGCAGAAGAGCCAUAUCUAUACAAUAAUUAAACGCACCAUUCCCAUUUCACGU